Molecule: messenger RNA, 368 nt
Organism: Pezoporus flaviventris
Lineage: Eukaryota; Metazoa; Chordata; Aves; Psittaciformes; Psittacidae
Product: FXYD domain-containing ion transport regulator 7-like
Exons: 6
Coding region: 72-302 (76 amino acids)
Biological process (GO): regulation of sodium ion transmembrane transporter activity
Cellular component (GO): membrane
Molecular function (GO): sodium channel regulator activity
Source: RefSeq, a predicted model, not a curated record
CCCCCCCCCCCCCCCCCCCCCCGCUGCCGCAUCGCUCCGGUACCGAGUGGAGCCGAAGGGAGCCGAGAGCCAUGGCGACCCCUACGGAGGCAGCUAUGGGGGAAGCCGCUCGGGCCAAGGACCCCUUUAACUACGAUUACGAGUCCCUGCGCCUGGCGGGGUUGGUUCUCGCCAUCGUCAUGUUCGUGCUCGGGGUCCUCAUCGCGCUCAGUAAGAAGUUCAAGUGCAAAAAGGCGGAGCCAAGCCCCCCGGACCCCCGGCAGCCGACCAAGACCCCCAGUAACCCCGCGGCCACGGCGUAGCCCCGCCCCCUGGAGCAUGACCCCCCCCCUCCCCCCCCAUGUUAAUGAAUGGGGAUGGGGGGAGGG